This is a messenger RNA of Aureobasidium pullulans EXF-150, 4382 nucleotides long. RefSeq lists its product as uncharacterized. Gene Ontology annotation, biological process: protein autophosphorylation; phosphorelay signal transduction system. Gene Ontology annotation, molecular function: phosphorelay sensor kinase activity; histidine phosphotransfer kinase activity. NCBI's taxonomy places the organism in Eukaryota, Fungi, Ascomycota, Dothideomycetes, Dothideales, Saccotheciaceae. The coding region runs from base 278 to 4285 and encodes 1335 amino acids. The record is from RefSeq and is a predicted model, not a curated record. The transcript has 2 exons.
GAAUUGGCUUACUUCUAAUAGCGUUCGACUACUUCGACAUCACUGACAGGACUGCGUUCGGAAAGAGUUGAUGCGAAAAGACAGAGGACGGCGAAGUCUCGACGAGAGGCAGUGAUAGUUUACGCUAAAGCCGGCGUCGUGGUCAGAGAGGCUUCUAGACUUGCGCCCUCGCGAGUUGCGGUCACUUCCUGGAGGUUGUGUAUCGCGGCAUCCUGCUUUUCGAGCGCCCGUGUCACUGUACCUGAUACUUGUCGCGUUCCUUCUGCAGCGCGCGGCUAUGACCAACCAAGGAGACGACGCCGCCGCCAUGGCGACAGAGACGCCUACGCCAGAUCAGGGCCCUCGACCGAGCAUCGAAGACUUGCUCAACAUGGACGUCAACGACAUGACGACGGACCAACGAGCGCGAUUCGAGAUCAAGAGGGAGCACGAGUUCUACAGCUACUAUGAGCCCAUCCGCGCCCUUGCGACAACCGAGAUGGACUGGACCGACCUCAAUUCUGACGAAGCCGUCGCAAAACACCGUCCGACCGCUUCGCCCGACAAGGCCCUGACGGCUUUUUGUCAGCUGGCUGCCAUCCGCCUGAAGAUGCGUCGCGCCAUGAUCUUCUUCUUCGACACGACCCACGCCUACAUCCUUGCCGAAGCUACCCGCACUCUCUCCCUCCACGACGAUGCCGUCUUUGACGACGAAGAAGAUGGACUAUGGCUGGGCACAACGAAGAUUCCGAGAGGCUUCUCGGUCUGCGAACAUACCGUCAAUCUCCCUUCAAACGGAGGCACAAACGCCGAGGGACACGACUCGCACAUCAUCCACAUCAUCAACAACCUCACAGAAGACACUCGUUUUUGCAACCGGCCAUACGUCACUGGUGGUCCCAGAGCCAGGUUCUACGCUGGUGUCCCUAUCACAACCCCGAAAGGUCUCAAGAUUGGCGCUUUCUGCGUCUUGGACGACAAGGUCCACGAAGGUCUUGGCGAAAAAGAUGUAGGUUUCAUGAAAGAGAUGGGAGCCGCUGUCAUGAGCCAUCUGGACAUGAUCAAGGCAAAGGUCGAGCAGAGAAGAGGCACGGACAUGGUCGCUGCUCUAGGCGCCUUUACCGCCAGCGAAUCAAGUUCGCGACGAGACAUGAAGACGGAUGAUGCCCGUCCACAGCUGGAGCACGACCUCGAAGCCACCUCGUCUCUGUUGACCAUUGGAAACCUCGAUUCACCACACCCCAAAAGGCCUGCAAUGCGUAGACAAUCCUCGAGUAGCAAAUUGCGUCAUCCUUCAAACGAGCAUGAUCAAAUCACGAAUAUCAGAGAGAGGUCUCCGCGUAGACAACGUCCUUCAUGGUUUACUAAGAACAGAGCCAGAUCGGACAUGUCUGUCUAUACAGAAUCUGCCAUACUUCCAGAGUCCACUCCGGUCGAGACUGCGUCAGACAACCCCAAAGCCCAUCCCGCUGAGCAAUGCCCCAGCGAGAUUAUGCAAUCUGCCUCCACCUUGAUCCGGAAAGCUGUGGACGCUGAUGGUGUUCUAUUCUUGGACGCUGCAAUUACUGGCUUCGGUAAUCUUAUCAACAGCUCUUUCCUGGAGAACACCCCAGACGACGAUGCCGAAACCACCACCAGUGGCACGGAUGGCCACCAGACCAGCGAAGGAGAAGACGCAAAACCUCAAGGUCCAAAUGCUGACGAUCAGCCAUGUCCCGUACUCGGAGCUUCUUAUGCACCACGCAGCGGUGCCGUACCAGAUCCUGAGGGUCGUCGUGAGAUCUACUCGCAAUUGACCCCAAAGUUCCUACGAUUCGUUCUGAGACGAUUUAAGGGUGCCAAAGUAUGGAAUUUCAAUGAGAAUGGAGACGACUAUCUGGAUGAACAGGCUUCCGAAAGCCACAGCGCAUCUGAUGGAGGCCUUGAACGCUCGAGUUCGAAGGCAAGCGAUGCAUCUUGGAGGAGAAGAAAUCGCAAACGAUCGCUAAAACAUGCUCCCGGCAAACAACUAGCAGCUGCUUUCCCUGGAGUGCGCAGUCUUAUGGUGCUCGGGCUUUGGGACCCUCAACGCAAUCAAUGGCGUGCUGGAUGUGUCAUAUGGUCUUGUACACCUAUGCGCAUGUUCUCUAAUGAAGGCGAGAUGCACUACCUCACAGCAUUCUGCGAUGUCAUCAUGGCCAAGCUGGCUCGCUUGGAUGUCGACGUGUCCAACAACAUCAAGUCUGACUUCAUCUCGUCGAUUAGUCACGAGUUGAGAUCUCCGCUUCAUGGUAUCCUGGGAACAGUAGAGAUUUUGCAAGAUCAGAAUGUCGACAACGCAACUGCGGAAAUGAUUUCUCAGAUCGACACUUGUGGAAGAACCUUGCUGGAUAUUGUGGAUCAUCUGCUUGAAUUCUCUCGCAUCAACGUUCUCACCAGACACACCGGCUCAAAGAUGCGUCCAGUGUCGAGAAACGCGCCUGCAUUGUCUUCGAACAAUGGAGUUAGUGACACUGAAGCCUCAUCUCUGGACGUAGACGUCUCUCUAGAUGCUAUCACCGAAGAGGUGGUUGAAUCGGCCGUGUACUCCUUCUGCUGCUCGAAGGACCAACGCACACUCAGCGAGAGGAAUGUUACCGUGUCGAUAGACAUCGAGAAGCAUCCCCAUGUACCUUGGGACUGCAAACUCACAGUGGGUGCCUGGAAACGCGUUUGUGUAAAUCUAGUCAACAACGCUUUGAAGUACACUUCUGAAGGCUCCAUCAAUGUGUCGCUCAAGAUUCUUCCACCGACGAAGAAGCUCGGUCGACCCAUCGCUCAACUUUCUGUAAUCGACACUGGUCGCGGCAUGUCUAAAGACUUCUUGCGCACGAAACUGUUCCGCGCCUUCAGCCAGGAAGACGACAUGGCCGAAGGUACCGGUUUGGGAAUGUCAAUGGUUGCGAGAAUUGUCAAGGGCUGGAAAGGCAAGGUCGAUGUUCGGAGUAGCAAAGGUCAAGGCAGUAUUGUCAGUGUAACCAUGCCGAUGCAUGUGACACGCCGGCCCAGGAGUGCUGAUCUCGAUGGAGCUUCACUCGAUCCUACGAUCAACGGACUAGCAGGACUCGCCGUACAUGUCAUGGGCUCGCCAGAUGCAUUUGAACAAGGCCCCAUCGCCACUGGCCGCUAUCAGCAGUUGGUCACGUUCACCAAGAUGUGCUCUGGCAUGGGACUGAAUACCUCUGGACCUGCAUGGCAGUCUGCUGGCGACAAAGACUUUGCUGUAGUCGCAGAGUACGACUUGCCACGUCUUAUGGACACUCUGACAUCGCCUCGAAUCAAGCAAAGUACAGUAGAGAAGACGUCGAUAACUUCACUGCGGACGAAACCCAUCGUUGUCCUUUGCAGAGAUUACAUAUCUGCCAGGAAUCUGAAGGGCUGCCAGCUCGAACAGCUUGUUCGCGGAAGAGUGGAAUACAUUGCUCAACCAUGCGGACCUAACAGGCUUGCCACUGUCAUCAACCGUGUCCUCGAGCACUCGGGCAAUGGGGAACAAUGGACCUCCCGCCCACACAGUCCACCGACACCUAACACCCCUUACGAAUCAGUUACGCCUCGCUUUGACACAUGGCGUGAAUCGCAUACAUGGUCUGGAGCAUCAUCGCCCAACGAGACUGAGACCACACGAAGACUCACACUCCGAAGUCGUCGCACCUCCAGCGAGACCCAUACACCGUCUGUCAGCCUCGUCACCCCAAAAGGAAAGCCACAAGCAGAACAAAAGGACAACGACCCUCACGGUCUAGGUGUCGAAACAGCACAAUCCAAAAUCCCCGAUGUCGCCGACGGUGCCUUGACAGCUCCCGUUUUGGCAUCUGUCGAGCCAUCCUCACUGGAACGCAAUCAAAGCGUUGUCAGCCUACCUCCUGACUCAGAAGCUGCAAAGCCGUGUCUUCUUCUCGUCGACGACAACCCUAUCAAUCUCCAACUCCUCGUCACUUACGCCAAGAAAAACAAUCACCCCAUGCUCAAAGCCACCGAUGGCUCCCUUGCCGUCUCCGCCUACAAAUCCGCGCACUCCCCUGACUCUUCCUCUCCACCACCCGAAGUCAUCCUCAUGGACAUUUCCAUGCCCAUAAUGGACGGUUUCGAAGCGUCCCGUCAGAUUCGCGCGUUCGAAAGAGAGAAGAAAUUGAAACCGGUGGUUAUUAUCGCUCUGACUGGACUGGGGAGUUCAGAGGCUCAACAUGAGGCGUUCGUGUCUGGGAUCAACUUGUUCUUGACUAAGCCGGUUAGGCUGAAGGAGUUGACGAGGCUGCUGGGGACGAUCAAGGAUACCUUUGGCUAGAUUGGAGGAUGGUGGGAAAGUGGUGGUUUAAUGAUAAGAUGAUGAUUACGAAACAAGUGGCGUUUAGAGGACAGAACGCAAGGCCAGAACUGCUAGU